This is a messenger RNA of Hydra vulgaris (swiftwater hydra), 1817 nucleotides long. Its product is annotated as cell division control protein 6 homolog. Gene Ontology annotation, biological process: cell division; DNA replication initiation; mitotic DNA replication checkpoint signaling. The record is from RefSeq and is a predicted model, not a curated record. Lineage: Eukaryota; Metazoa; Cnidaria; Hydrozoa; Anthoathecata; Hydridae. Gene Ontology annotation, molecular function: ATP hydrolysis activity; DNA replication origin binding. Gene Ontology annotation, cellular component: nucleus.
AAAUAAUCAUUCAAGUGGCGGGAAAGCUCCAGUUAUCAAAAACUUUCUAGUGAAAAAGAAAAUAUAUCGUUAAUUUUAAAAAUAAAACUGUUUCUCCAAUAUAAUGGUUAAAUUAAGAGGCUCUCGAAAAAUUGCUGAUGAAAAUGUUAAACAAAAGAAAAUUUCAUUUCCUCAAAAAAAAUCAAGAGAAGUUCAUACCAAAAGUGCUACUGAUUUAGAUAAAAAACAAACAAUAGUUUCAAGGAAAAGAAAGAUUUCAUCAAAUAAUGAAAAUGUUGAUAUUUUUGAGAAAUCACCUGUUAAGCAUUGUAACAAGUCACCAGAAUCAAAAAUUUCUGGAGUAAUUAAAAAGUCGGCAAUACCACCUAUUUUAAAGUCUCCUCUUUUGGAUAAAACUAAUAAACAAGUUGAUUUAUUAUUGUUAACUACAACAAAACGAAAAUUAUCUCUUGUUACCAAAAACAACAGUACCGAGUUAUCACAAAUUGGAAAUCCAUAUAGCUCAACUCGACUUCUUCUUCACACAUCAACACCUGAUCGAUUAUUAUGUCGUGAAAAAGAAUUAUCAUUUAUUGAAAAAUUUAUAAAAUGUACAUUGCUCGGAACAAAUCCUGGAAGUUUGUAUAUGUCUGGAGCUCCAGGUACUGGCAAAACUGCUUCAUUGACUAAAAUAUUGGAAAAGUUACAAGUAACAGAGAAUUUAUGUCAGAUUAUUUUUUUAAAUUGCAUGUCAAUUAAAGUAUCACAAAGUAUAUUUGUACGUCUUGCUAAUGAAUUAUCUACAACUUGUAAAUAUAACUCAAAAAAUGCAUUUAAAUAUCUUGAAAAUUUUUUUGUUGGAACAGGUUCAAAAAUAUUACUUGUUCUUGAUGAAAUAGAUCAGUUAGAGAGUAAUAACCAAGAUGUGUUAUACAAACUAUUUGAACUACCUUUUUUACCCAAUUCUAGAUUGACAUUAAUAGGUAUUGCGAAUGCAUUAGAUCUGACAGAAAGAAUUUUACCAAGAUUACAAACAAAAGGAUCAUGUUUACCCGCGUUACUUCAAUUUACACCAUAUUCUAUGCCACAAAUUGUCUCUAUUAUUCAAGAAAGGUUGGGUAAAGUCGGUGGUGAUAUUAUUGAUCCUAUGGCCAUCCAAUUUUGUGCACGAAAAGUUUCUUCUAUGAGUGGCGAUAUUAGAAAAGCAUUUGAUAUAUUAAAGCGAGCUAUUGAAAUCGUAGAGCUUGAAAUUCGUAAAUCGCCGGCUUUGGAAAAUAAAAAAGUAAACAUAUCUCAUGUCUCUGCUGUUUGCAAUCAAAUGUUUAACUCACAAUUAGCUGUAAACAACACGUAUGAUGGUGGGCUACCUUUGCAACAAAAGUUAAUUAUAUGCACUCUAAUGGCAUCAUUAAAAGAUAAUGCAAUAAAGGAAAUUUUGAUUUCAAAACUGUACGAAUGCUAUUGCAAAGUUUGUAAAUCAAGGCAAAUUAACUGCUUAAGUGAAGAAGAAUACAAUAACGCUUGUUCUUUGUUAGACUCCCAAGGGAUACUAUCACUAACAGCAUCAAAAACAAAAGACUUUCGUUCUCUUAAGGUUUCUCUUCGUCUUCAAGAAAAUGAACUAGAGCACGCUUUACAGGAUAAAACACUGAUGUCUUCGAUAUUAGCUUGUGGAAUACCAAAAUAGUUAUUUUAGUCUUUUUUUUAAUAUAUUUGUUUUAAAUAUUUUUAGCCUUAAAAAAGCGGUAUAAUCUAACAUGAAUGUAUAUAAAUUAAUGUAUAUUUUUCCUCGAAUUUUAUUAUUUUUUAAAUAAUGUUAUUGAUAUAUGUAUUAUUUA